Messenger RNA from Acanthoscelides obtectus, 408 nucleotides. The record is from the annotation of a GenBank genome assembly. NCBI's taxonomy places the organism in Eukaryota, Metazoa, Arthropoda, Insecta, Coleoptera, Chrysomelidae.
AUGGAAAGUGAUGAUGACAUCGAUUACGUCGGAGAUACAGAAGAAGUUUGUUUAAUUUGCAGUGAAUCAGGCAAAGAUGAACUUUGGUAUGCCUGCUCCUCUUGUAAAAAGAUAUCUCAAAGUACAUUAGAAUCAUAUAACAAUAAAUAUCAUGUAGAAAUAGUCUCUAACUUGAGGGAUAACUACAAAAAACGUUCCAAGGAUGUCAACGAAAGUGCUAUAGUAGCGCAACUUGUUGUUUCACCCUUCACGGAAAUUGAUAUCCAACAGUUUGCAACUUCUGUUACGCAGAAUUUUAGCGAAGACAUCGCUGCGACAGAAAUGGAAGCGAUUGCGUUUCAAAAUGAUUUAGCUUUAAAAUCAUUAGUCUCAAAUACAAAAUGUAUGUAUCUGGCCUUCAGUAAGUAA